AUGGCUUCCCUCUCACUCUCCGAGGCCGACUCACACAAGGUAAACACACACCCGGACGGCCGGCAAAGCUGGAUAGGAAAACGCUCGAUGGACAGGGUUGAUUUUGCCUGUGUUGUUUUUGCUCACAAUGCCUUUUGGGUUGAAUCAUAAAUAUCACUGUAGUUGAAAAUCUCCAACUGAAUUAGGUUGUUUAACAAAGAUUGUAUGGGAUGAGCUGGAGUUAGUGUUUGAAAUGGCACUAGGUAGGUCUCGGACAGAGUCAAUUUAGAGUGAGCCGGGUGUUUCUAUCUGCGAUGGUGUGAUCAGCUGCGAUAGGGAGCAUAGCUCAUAAAGCAUAAUAGCCCGCCAUCAGGAAACUAAAUAUAGAUGGUGUUUUGAUUGCGUGAAAAAUGACAUUUCAAAGGAGAUUAGGAUCAGCACCACUAAAACAACAGUGCCAAGAGCCAAGGGGCAGAGCUCUGUCACCCCUGCCCCCCUGCCCUCCCGCCCGCCCGCCAACCUGCCUGCCUCACACAGCUCUUACAGCAGGUAUCCGCAAUUAUCCUCAGGGCCGUGUGUCACUUUUUCCAGCGCAGGGAUUCUAUGUGUGUGUGGGAUUGUGUGUGUGUAUGUGUCUUUCUGUGUGUUUGCGUGUGUGUGUGUCUCUUUGGGAGUGUUGUGGGGGGUCAUAGGUCAAUGGUCCGGGUUGGCUCCUUCACUUGGCUUCUUGUCGCCCCUAGUCACUGAGUGGCUGUGACCCCAUGACCCUGUGACCUCAUCUCCUUAGCUCCCUCAGCCCUCCUUCCAUAGCAACCGCAGGUUGAGGUGCAUGACAUCAUGAGCUGCGGUCUUCGCUAAUGAUGGGAGAGCGGGAGGCGGAAAGUGAACGGGAAAGGGGAGGGGGUGUAGUGGGGUGUGAUCCGGAGCGCGGAUAAUUUUUUCCGACAUUAUUCGAGUAUUAGCAGUGUCAUUAUUAACGCAGGUGUGUUUUCUCAAUGACCAAAUUCUUCUUAUGCUUCGCUGAAUAGAGCCUGUCAGAAUCCAGCUGGGAGAUGUGAAAGGGCGUUGCUGCCGGCAAUAGAUGACCCCCGCGGAAACACACACACACACACACUCGCCGUCCCUGUCUAGCUGGCCACAACACCCCAUAUAUCCCAAACACUUUCCCCCUGUAAAGCAUAGCGUAGCAUAGCAUAGCAUAGAAUCCCCGCUUCAUGCUUUAUUUUUACAAAAUCCGAACACACGCGGAGGAUCAGGAUAUGGCCGCUUACAUGAUUUAAUUAGCACAGGCGAAGUACUGAGAGGUCAAACUCCAUUCAGAGCAGAAACUCUAUCCACUCAUUGAUUCUAUUAAAAUAAUGUGUGUGUGUGUGUGUGUGUGUGUGUGUGUGUGUGUGUGUGUUUGUGACAGACCCUCCUCCUUCCCCCACACACUCCUUCUCCCCACCCCCGUACACCCCACCAGUGGGCUCUAACACUGUCAGCUGAAUACAACCCUGGGGUUCAAUGGCACGCUUAAAAGUAAUGCAACAAUACACUGUACAUACUUAUAGGGCACUAGUGUGUACAUGCAAACACAUAAAAAGACAAAAACUAAGUAAAAUAAAAUAAAAUGUUAUUUGUCACAUGCUUCGUAGACAACAGGUGUAGACUAACAGUGAAAUUAUUUAUGUGUCCAUUUCCAACAUUGCAAAGUAAAGAUAAGAUCACAAUGAAAUAAAAUAUUGAAAUAGUGACACGAGCAAUAAAUACACAGUGAAUAACAAAUUAAAUGUUUGUGUGUGAGGUGCAAAACGGGACGGAGUUAGUGAUGUUAGUUCCUGCGUGCGUUCCUGCGUGCUUGUGUCUGACCAUGCUCAUGUGGAUGUGGGUGUGUGUGAGGUGAAUGAAGCUAUGCCUGCUGUGAAAGCCAUUAGGUGCAAUUGAAGUGGGAGCGAUCAUUGAGCGUGAGCCUGCCAGCCGCGGAUGUUUGGGCUUUGGUAGAAUCAGUGGUCUCUGCUUAAAAGAGCAUCGUCUGGGAGACGCAGUCCGGGGUUUACGACACCGUUCAGCCUCUAAUGGACAGACGUCCACGCACCCAACACAGCGGUCAUUCUUCGCUCUCACACACACCACACACACAGACCUACACACACACGGCCCAGGGCUUUUAAUAGAAUCAAUGAGUUGAUCGAGUUUUUGCUCUGAAUGGAGUUUCAGAGCAGCACUGGGGUCAUGACUGGGGUGACUGGGUUCAUUCUUCACUCACACAGACCUACACACACACACGCACAUUCUCUCCUCACAGUUAGACAUACACAUACGCCUGCAAUCAGAAACUCCCUAUACAUGCAUGGCAUGCAGACAUACACUUAUAGCACACACACACGCACACCACACACACACACACACGUCUUACUGCACUGAUGUAGGGUGGGAAGCCAUACUGUGGCACAGUACUCCAGGUGAGUUGUUAUCAUGUUAUGGUAGAUUGUCAGGAGGAUGUCCUUGGAGACGAAGUCCCUUGCCAUUUUUAUAGCGCCAAGCCCAGACAGCAGUUUCCCUGUGGGUCCAACUUCGUCCCCAGGUACUUUAUGUUACUCUUGUGACACUUUUGCCUAUGUGUCUCAGCUUUGGUGGGUUGCCAAACAGCAUUGCGUUUUUACUAUCCUUUGCUCCCUCUGAGGAUCUUGAUAUAACUUGUUGGCAAUAAAAAGUGGUUGGUGGUCUGUUUGUAUUUAAUUAUAGUGUGUGAUAUGUCAGCUGGAUUUGCUGCAGAUUGCCCUCAUUCUAAGGAGAGAGAUCCAGAGGGGCUAUAGAUUGUGUCUCUCACUAGCGCUGUCUUAUAUAGUUCAAACCUGGGAAAACAUUGAUUCAGAGUUGAAACAGAAGGGAUUUCAAACAGUUAGAACCGAUUUUGGACCCGUUUUGGUAAAACAGGUAGAACUCUUAUGGACCAGUUUUUGCAAUGGUUGGGUUUUGGUUUGGUCAAGCCUGGAUUUGAGUUGAGAUCAACCGACAUGAGAUGUGAGUUUGAACUGAAGACAAGUUAAGUUGGAGGUCCAGGAGUUGGACAUAAGGGGACACAGGAUCCACAGGUUUAGCUCAGAUAGACAGACAGACAGAGACAGAGACAGAGACAGAGACAGAGACAGAGACAGAGACAGAGACAGACAGACAGACAGACAGACAGACAGACAGACAGACAGACAGACAGACAGACAGACAGACAGACAGACAGACAGACAGACAGACAGACAGACAGACAGACAGACAGACAGACAGACAGACAGACAGAGACAGAGAGACAGAGACCUACACGGUUCAUCGGGCAUGAUAUUAGGCUACACUAUGUACAGUCAGUGUAUAGGUCAGCAGGAUCUGACUUUAGUUUAGACAAGGAGUAGCUAUUAUGAGUCGAAUUCGGACAGGGGAGAUACGAGCCUGGGCUGCAGACUGAUCCCUGUGAAGUGUAUGGAUCUGAGAGAGAUAGAGAGAAAGGGGGAGAAAACGAUCUGAUCAUCCGCAGGCGGAAUGGAAAGAUAAACUGUGCCUGUCGCCUACACACUCUCCUCCUCUGAUCUCUCUCUCUCUUUCUAGCGGCUACCUCCAUUGCCCGCUCGCCUCUGUGGCUUUAAGGACCGUCAUUCCAACAGCAUGCACCUCAUCGGGCAACUGGACCUGACUUUUCCCUCUGAUUUCUGGGACAUUGACUCUGUUGCCCAGCGGAGGGAGGGGGGCGGGGGGGGGGUCAACAACCCUCACCUCCCCCGGCCGCCCAGCUACUCCCCAGAGUUCCCAUUAGCAGGUAAUAGCCCCAGCCCUGGGGUGAUGAGGAUGAAAAUGUCAGAGUGAGAGGGUUUAGGGCAAGGAGCAGUGGAAAACGAGGAGAAAUGAUGUCAGAGGAAUCGCGACCACCGAUUGGAGUGGAGAUUCCAGAGGAGAGCCUAUAAAACGGGGAAAGUCAACACCAGGAACAAGCAAAGGGAGGGAAAAGUUGGAACGUGAGAAAUUCCAAGAACUUUUCAACAUCCUCUCUCUCCUCCUGUGUGUGUAUAUGUGUGUGUUCCAGGCUGUCUAUAACUAAAGGUGAGUACAAUAGAACAAACAAGUACAAUAGAAUGAACGGGGCUCUCUGUGCACAAAUGGGUGCUCAGACAUGCAUGGAUAUAUGUAUGCAUAAAUGCAUGAAUGUAGUGCAGGUGUGUACACUCUUAGAAAAAGGUGCUAUCUAGAACCAAAAAGGGUUCUUUGGCUGUCCCUUAGGAGAACCCUUUGAAGAACACCUUUUGGUUCCAACUAGAACCCUUUUGGUUCCAGGUAGAACCAUUUUGGGUUCCAUGUAGAACCCUUUCCACAGAGGGUUCUGCAUGGAACCCAAACGAGUUCUACCUGGAAACAAAAAAGGGUUCUAAAUGGAAGCAAAAAGGGUUCUCCUAUAGGGACAGCCGCAGAACCCUAUUGGAACCCUUUUUUUCUAAGAGUGUAUGUUCAUCACACCUAUGUGUAUUUGUGCAGGUGUUCUUGAGAGAUGUUGUUUAUGUGUGCAGUAUAGAAUACAGUAGAAUAAUGAUUAGUGAAUGAUGAGUGACAGUUUUGUUAAAUAGUGGUUGUAGACCUUGCAUAAGUUCACAAUUAGUUUGAAAAUGAGUUUGAUCUUUGAAUUGUAUCUGUAUUUUUGUGAAUGGAAGAAUUUGAGUGUCUUUGUGUGUGUGUAAAGAAUGUUUGUGAUGUAUGCUAAAAUUAGCUGAUGUGGCUGGACAAUACCCUUUGCCAGUCAAGUCUAAAACAUACACUGUGAGAACCUUGGGGGAAUUGAACACGACAUGGUUUCAAACAGGACCGCUUGAUUUUACAGUCUGAGAAAGGUGUUCCAAAAGGUAUUCUAUGGACCAAUAGAGACAUUUAGUUAUUUUUACCAGCUUUUCAGUUGAUUUACUGCUUGGUCAUUUGGACCAGGAUGCAAGUGCUCUCGGGGUGGACUGAUAGACUGAUACACUAGGUAUAGAUAGAUAUAGACUAGAUAAUGAUGAGAUAUCCAGGUGUGGAACUAUGUUUUUGCUUAUUUUUAAAGUACAUUUAAUGAUGGGAGUGUACAAUUGCUCAAAUCAUGUGUAUAAUUGCUCAAAUCCCACACAUCAUGUGUUAUGGGUGUUUUCCAUUGUUAAAUUGGACCAUCAAAUGUUUCUCUCGUUAGCUCCAAAGGUUGGUUAUGGCUAUUGGAAGCCAGUGAGGGGUGUUGAAAGUUGGGACAGCAGCAGUGUGUUUGUUGUAGAGGGGUCCUACUGUUUUGGGUAGCUGUUUUGAGUAGUUUGGGGUUGUUUUGGGGUUGUUUUGGGUUGUUUUGGGGUAUUAGUUGGACCCUUGUAGAGUGAUAGGGAUUGGAAUAGUACAUGUAUGGUAAAAACAGUGUGAAAGGGUUUUAAUACCCUAUUGGUAUUCGAAAAUAGGAAAUAGUUAUUUGAAUUCUACAGUGUUUUUAUUUUAUUUAUUAUUUUAUUUAAUCUUUAUUUUGACAGGGAGUAAUGCUGAGACCAAGGUCUCUUUUACAGAUGAGCCCUGUAUCAUGCAUACACAUCAAUACACAUCAAUGUACACUAUACACAUCAAUAUACAUCAAUAUACACAUCAAUACACAAAAAUCAUAUAAAACAAACACAUUCUUCAAUGAAAAUGUCCUCAAUCAGCCUUCUGAAUUUCUCUGGAGGCACCAACUCUUCCAAAUUUAGAGAGCUUUGGAGAUUAUUCCAGCUCUGCAAAUUGUUUCAAAUAAAGGGCGCAAAAAAACUAAAAGCAGAUUUACCUAACUCAGUGGAGAUCGAAAGGAUCUCCAAAGUUAUCCAUCCCUGAGACCGGGUCUGAUAGCUUGUGUUGAGUAGUAAGUGUUGGACAAAGGACGCAUGUUAGCACCAGGUAUAAACGGGGCUAUUGUGUGGAGUAUUAAGUGAGAAUGGGUAGAGUAGUGUGUGUGUACAUACGUGUAUCUAGACAGUGUUCAGAAAGCUUGCCACUAGCAGUAGUAAUAGUACAUUGCCAAGUGUGUGUAGGGGAGAAUGAGGAUCAAUAGUAUACUUUUUUUAUAUGACGAACUAUUUCUUUUUAAAUACUUUUUUCAAAAGAAACAUUGAAUAUGUAAUAAUAAUAAUAAUAUAAUAUGCCAUUUAGCAGACGCUUUUAUCCAAAGCGACUUACAGUCAUGCGUGCAUAAUUUUUUUUGUGUAUGGGUGGUCCCGGGGAUCGAACCAACUACCUUGGCGUUACAAGCGCCGUGCUCUACCAGUGAGCUGGUUCUCCUCUUUUUGGCCAUUUUCUGUUGUUUUGAAAUGGAAAACUGAGCGGGUAGAGCAUAACACGUCAACCCUGUUACCCAUAACAAUAGAAAAAUUAUUGUGAAGCUUGCAUUCAAUUGCCGCUUCCUGUUGCACACAACACGAUUCCAUUCCCACGUCAAAUCAAAUCAAAUUUUAUUUUAUAGUAGACUUAACCGUGAAAUGCUUACUUACGAGCCCUUUCCCAAAAAUGCAGAGUUAAAAAGUAAGAAAAUGAGCAAAUAAAAAUAGAAAAUAGUAACACAAUAAAUAGCAAUAACAAGGCUGUAUACAAUACCAGCACAGACAGAAGGGGUAAGUAACCCAGACACAUCACAGGGGCUAUAAAGCUGAAGCAUCCAUUUAGAACUUUUCCUCACCACCAAAUGUGACCCACCACUUGGAUUCGGUCCUAUGUAGCAAAAUUAUUAUUUUUUUAUUUAUUUUUUUACAUUGGAUAAAAGUAGAGACUCAGAGCUAGAAAAUGUUACAUCAUACACUGCAGUUGAGGAACAAUGGGAAAGUAAUUCUGCUUUGAAAGUUGAUAAACUAACCCCACUUCUGAGAAUUUGACCCUUGAAUGUUUUGGUACACCUCUUCAUUGUCUACACCCAUUUAACAUUGUUCACACCCUCUUAAGCCCCACCAAUCUCUUUAAGGAUUCACAUGUGAGGCCAUGUGCUAAACAGAGUGAGUAGUGUAGUAAAUAACCAAAGAUUUCAAAACUAAAAGUAGUAGCCUACAAUAUGAAAAAUAAUCCAGGUAAAAAUACACUUUAUCUAGUCCUUGGACUAUAUCCUAAUCUGACUUUGGUGUAGGUCAAGUUGUUCUUCACAUUAGCGUCUCUGGUAAACACACACUAUAUCAAAUACAAUCGAAGUUUUUUUGUCACAUGCACAGGAUACAAAAGGUGUAAACAGUACAGUGAAAUGGCAGUGGUGUAAGUAAAGAUACUUUAAAGUAAUACUUAAGUAGUUUUUUGGGGUAUCUGUACUUUACUCACAUUUUUAUAUUUUUGACAACUUUUACUUUUACUCCACUACAUUCCUAAAGCAAAUAAUGUACUUUUUACAACAUACUUUUGCCCUAUCUGUAAAAAAAGUAAUUAAAAAACAAUUGCCGUCUGGUUUGCUUAAUAUAAGGAAUGUGAAAUGAUUUAUACUUUUACUUUUGAUACUUAAGUAUAAUUUAACAAUUACAUUUACUUUUGAUACUUAAGUAUAUUCAAAACCAAAUACUUUUAGACUUUUACUCAAGUAGUAAUUUAGUAGGUGACCUUUACUUUUACUUGAGUCAUUUUCUAUUAUUUUUACUUUUAAUCAAGUAUGACAAUUGGGUACUUUUUCCACCACUGUGAAAUGGUUACUUGCAUAGUAGCAAUAUCAAAAACAGAAAGUGUCCAGAUAAAAAUAUUUUAUAAAUAUUUUAUCAUUAUUAGAUGACGCUUACCUGACACACCUGUCUAAAUUGAUGGGUCACGUGAAGAAAAUGCUAUAACCACCCCCAAGCCACAUCUAGCUAAGUGGAUGGGUCACUAUUGUCUAGACAUGUACACAUGUUCAUGAAAUACAAUAGAUGGCCAUAAUCACCCCCAGACACACCUGGCUAAUUUGAUGGGUCAUGUAAUAAUCUGGCCGAAGUGGAGUCUUUUGUUUAGAUAGCUAAACAAUGAACCAGAAUAAUCCCAACUCUUACUACUACCAAUACAAACAUUGUCAUACCUGUAGUAUGAAUCUGCAUGCAGCUAAAGCUAACAAAUUAGCUAGCUAACAUUAGGCUAUGACUAGCAAUGCAAAUUGAUUUCUAAUUCGAAUAAUAUUACUACACAGAUCAUACACGUAACGUUAGCUACCGAGCCAGCAAGCUAAUGUUUGCUAACUAACUAACAGUACACUUUAACUUGCAAUAAAAAUGUAUCUAGACCUCUUACCCGUAUACAUGGAUGAAUGCUUCAUGGCAGACUGGAACCAUUUAACUCUGUUUUGUUUGUAGCUACAUCUUGUUUGGCCAGCGUUGUGUCAAGUCACUCCGGUUCACAUAUUUUCAAUUUAAGCCUACUAGAAAGUGUGUGCCCCUACGCUUGGAGGGAAGCAAUAGCCAUUCUGCUACCUAAGAAUAGUAAACCCCCCUUUACUGGCUCAAAUUGCCGACCAAUCAGCCUGUUACCAACCCUUAGUAAACUUUGGGAAAAAUUGUGUUUGACCAGAUACAAUGCUAUUUUACAGUAAAAAAAUUUGACCAGAAACUUUCAGCAUGCUUACAGAGAAGGACGUUCAACAAGCACUUACACUAAUGAUUGAUGAUUGGCUGAGAGAAAUUGAUGAUUCAAAGAUUGUGGGGGCUGUUUUGUUAGACUUCAGUGUGGCUUUUGACAUUAUCGAUCAUAGUCUGCUGCUGGAAAAACGUAUGACUUUACACCCCCUGCAAUGUUGUGGAUAAAGAGUUACAUGUCUAAAAGAACACAGAGGGUGUUCUUUAAUGGAAGCCUCUCCAACAUAAUCCAGGUAGAAUCAGGAAUUCCACAGGGCAGCUGUCUAGGCCCCUUACUUUUUUCAAGCUUUACUAAUGAUAUGCCACUGGCCUUGAGUAAAGCCAGUGUGUCUAUGUAUGCAGAUGACUCAACACUACACAUGUCAGCUUCUACAGCGACUGAAAUGACUGUAACACUUAACAAAGAGAUGCAGUUAGUUUCAGAGUGGGUGGCAAGGAAUAAGUUAGUCGUAAAUAUUUCUAAAACUAAAAGCAUUGUAUUUGGGAAAAAUCCUUCACUAAACCCUAAACCUCAACUAAAUAUUUUAAUAAAUAAUGUGGAAAUUGAGCAAGUUGAGGGGACUAAACUGCUUGGAGUAACCCUGGAUUGUAAACUGUCAUGGUCAAAACAUAUUGAUACAAAAGUAGCUAAAAUGGGGAGAAGUCUGCCCAUAAUAAAGCGCUGCUUUACCUUCUUAACAACAUUAUCAACAAGGCAGGUCCUACAGGCCCUAGUUUUUUCGCACCUGGACUACUGUUCAGUCGUGUGGCCAGGUGCCACAAAAAGAGACUUACAAUUUUUUACAUUGUAUAAUAUAGUGAACACAUCAAAACUAUGAAAUAACACAUAUAUAAUUAAGUGUUAAACAAAUCAAAAUAUAUUUUAUAUUUCAAAUAGCCACCCUUUGCCUUGAUGACAGCUUUGCACACUCUUGGCAUUCUCUCAACCAGCUUCAUGAAGUAGUCACCUGGAAUGCCUUUCAAUUAACAGGUGUGCCUUCUUAAAAGUUAAGAAGUUAUUAAAAUAUUAAGUUCUGCUUUUCUGAUGUAUCAAAUGCUUAUGUCAUGCAAUAAAAUGCAAAUUAAUUACUUAAAAAUCAUACAAUGUGAUUUUCUGGAUUUUUGUUUUAGAUUCCGUCUCUCACAGUUGAAGUGUACCUAUGAUAAAAAUUACAGACCUCUACAUGUUUUGUAUGUAGGAAAACCUGCAAAAUCGGCAGUGUAUCAAAUACUUGUUCUCCCCACUGUAUACAACAUACUAGGCUCAUCCAUACUGCAAAGGCAUCAUCUAAUGCCCAAGUGUUUUCCCCCACAAUUCAGCCUAACUAAAAUCUGUGCCACUCCAUUUAGUAUGAUAUGUUACUUAACGUUAGGUUACAUUUAAUUGGUGUACGUAAAUCCGGGACACUGAAAUUAUUAUGAUACUGUAAGUUACAUUAGGCAUGACUUUAAAAGUCUAAACCGGGUGGGGGGAGGACACAUAUUUAACCUCUUAUUUUUGUUGGCACAAACUACCUCCAUACUUCCAUUAAUUUGUAUGUCUUACCUUCAGACGAGUCCCAUGAUACUUGUGGGGGUCGUAGAGCAAAACGGAGAAUGCCAUCGUGUUUGUGAGAGUUUCCCCUUUCCACAGUGGCAUAUUAGUUUUGUAAGCCAAACCAUCAGGGUGGAUGGGCAGUCGUAUAACCAAACGUCUAGCAUCCCAAAGGUUGCGUGUUCAAAUCACAUCACAGACAGUUUUAGCUAAUUAGCAACUUCGCAACUACUUACUAUUUUUUAGCUUAGAAUGUUAGCUAACCCUUCCCCUAAUCCUAACCUUAACCCUUUAACCCUUAUCUUAACCCUUACCUUAACCCCUAACCUAACGUUGCAUAUCAUACUAAAGCAGUCAAACCUAAUAUUUGUUUUUGUAUUUAUUAUGGAACCCUAUUAGGGAUGCCAAGUCAGCAGCUACUCUUCCUGGGGUCAUGCACAUUAAGGCAGUUUUAUACAAUUUAAAAACAUUACAAUACAUUUCACGACAGAUUUCACAACACAUUAAGUGGGUGCCCUCAAGCCACUACCCUACUACCACAUAUCUACAUAUCUAAUCCGUAUGUACGUGUGUGUAUAGUGCAUAUGUUAUCGUGCAUAUUUGUGUGUCUGUGCCUGUGUGUGUGUCUCUUCACAAUCCACGCUGUUCCAUAAGAUGUAUUUUUAAUCUGUUUUUUAAAUCUGAUUUUACUGCUUGCAUGAGUUACUUGAUGUGGAAUAGAGUUCCAUAUAGUCAUGGCUCUAUGUAGUACUGUGCGCCUCCCAUACUCUGUUCUGGACUUGGGGACAGUGAAAAAACCUUUGGUGACAUGUCUUGUGGGGGUGUGCAUGUGUGUCUGAUCUGUGAGCUAGUAGUUUAAACAGACAGCUCGGUGCAUUCAACAUGUUAAUACUUCUCACAAAUACAAGUAGUGAUGAAGUCAAUCUCUCCUCCACUUUGAGUCAAGAGAGAUUUAUGUUAACUCUCAGUGUACAUUUAAGGCCAAUUGUAAUUUUCCUAAGUCCCUCUUUGUGGCAUCUGACCACACGACUGGACAGUAGUCCAGGUGCAACAAAACUAGGGCCUGUAGGACCUGCCUUGUUGAUAGCGUGGUUAAGAAGGCAGAGCAGCGAAUUAUUAUGGACAGACCUCUCCCCAUCUUAGCUACUGUUGCAUCAAUAUAUGACUAGUUUCAGGAAAAUAUGCUAUGUCGUGCGCCACUACUUCACAGGAGAGGCAUUUGAACGUGAGUUUUUGUAAUAUCAUGGCUGUUUUGAACAGACAGCUCGUCUUCUGGUAAUAUUACUUUCACAAUACAGUAUGAAUAAUCAACUUUUCUCCAUCUUAAUACGAAAAGAUUUGUUAAUUCGACAGUGGUUUAGGCCAAUGUGAAAUUCCAAGUCAGGCACUUGACCACACGCUGAUUAGCGAGUAACAAAUAGGCCUGUAGACCUCCUGAUUGAUGGUCGGUCAGAGCAGACGUUCGAUUAUUAACAUGACUGUCCAUUUGUACGUUCCCUUAUUAACAUGGCUUUUUAAGGAAAUAGUAUGUAGUGGCACAAAAUAUUGCUAAGUUCUAAUUUGUAAACGUUCUUUUCAAUUUAAUGCGUGUUUUGCAAACGUUUUGGAAGCAUACUAACUUUCAGUGCUUAAAACAACUUUAGCCAUGCUGUAAUCUAGCUAACAUGUUAUGAUUGGUAGUAAUAUGUCUAUGCCACGAAGACCAUGGCAAUUGCUAGUAACCAAUGUUAGCUAGCUAGUUCGGAUUAAACCUGAUUGGUUAGCUAUCUGCAGAUUCAUGCAAGGUAGUAACGUUAUGAGUUGGGAUUUUGGUUCAUUGUUAGGGGUUAUUGGUGUUAAAAUACACUAGUUAUACUAUUUUGGACAACCAGGCUGCUGAUGUCAUGCAGCUUCUAGUUUUUGUGUUAAUACUUUUUCAUAACGACAACUACAAGUUUGAUGUCGGACAACAAUAGAAUGCUCAUGAUGUCACUGCGACAACUAUUGAUAGACGUAGUAUAAACCAGCCUUUAGUCUUGAAAUUUUGGUUGUUUAGUACAUGGCCACACGUGACUCCUUAAAGAGAUGGGUGGGGCUAAGGCUUAAGAGGUUGUGAAUGAUGCUGAGUGGGUGUAGACAAUUAAGAGCUCUCCAGUAGGUUUACCAAAACAUUCAACUGCCAUUUUCUCAAAAGUGAGUUUACAAAUUUAUCAACUUUCAAAGCAGAAUUACUUUCCCAUUGUUCCUCAAUUGCAGUGUGUGAUAUACAAUUUUCUAGCUCUGAGCCUCUACAUUUAUCUAAUGUAAAAAACACAAUUUCAAAUUUAGCUACGAAUCGAGGCGGUCGGUCACAUAUGUUUUGUCAUGAGAGUUUACAAUCCAAGGUUACUCUCUACCUCAACUUUCUCAAUUUCCACAUUAUUCAUUAUAAUAUUUAGUUGAGGUUUAGGGUUUUGUGAAUGAUUUGUCCCAAAUACAAUGCUUUUAGUUUUUGAAAUAAUUAGGACUAACUAAUUUCUUGCCACCCAUUCUGAAAUUGACUGCAGCUCCUUGUUAAGUGUUGCAGUGAUUUAACUUGCAGUGGUAGCUGAAAUGUAUAGUGUUGAGUCAUCAGCAUACAGUACAUAUAGAGACAGGCUUUACUAAGAGCCAGUGACAGGUCAUUAGUAAAAAUUGAAAAAAGUAAGGGGCCUGGACAGCUGCCCUGGGGAAUGCCUGAUUCUACCUGGAGUAUGUUGGAGAGGCUUCCAUUAAAGAACACCCUCUGUGUUUUGUUACACAGAAAACUCUCGAUCCACAAUAUAGCAGGGGAUGUAAAGCCAUAACACAUACGUUUUUCCAGCAGCAGAUUAUGAUUCGAUAAUGUCAAAAGCUGCACUGAAGUCUAACAAAACAGCUCCCACAAUAUUUGUAUUAUCAAUUUCUCUCAGCCAAUCAUCAGUCAUUUGUGUAAGUGUCGCCAUACGUGUUGAAUGCCCUUCCCUAUAAGCGUGCUGAAAAUCUGUUGAUAAUUUGUUUACUGUGAAAUAGCAUUGUAUCUGGUCAAACACAACAGGCUAAUUGGUUGGCUGUUUGAGCCAGUAAAGAGUGCUUUGCUAUUCUUGGGCAGCGGAAUAACUUUUGCUUCUCUCCAGGCCUGAGGGCACACACUUUCCCGUAGGAUUGAAGAGAUGGCAAAUAGGAGUUACAAUAUCGUCUACUAUCAUCUUCAGUAAUUUUCCAUCCAAGUUGUCAGACCCAGGUGGCUUGUCAUUGUUUAUAGACAACAAUAACGCUGCACUUGACACAUUUAUGAAAUUGCUUAUUCCAGUUACUAAUAAAUCAAAUCAAAUUUUAUUUGUCACAUGCGCCGAAUAAAACAGGUGUAGACCUUACAGUGAAAUGCUUACUUACAAACUCUUAACCAACAAUGCAGUUUUAAGAAAAAUAAAUGUUAAGUAAAAAAAAAAUAUGUAAAAAUAACAAAUAAUUAAAGAGCAGCAGUAAAAUAACAGUAGCGAGGCUAUAUACAGGGGGUACCGGUACAGACUCAAUGUGUGGGGGCACAGGUUAGUUGAGGUAAUUGAGGUAAUAUGUACAUGUAGGGAAUGUUAAAGUGACUAUGCACAGAUAACAAAGAGAGAGUUUAUUAAAAGAGGGGGGGGGGGGGGGGGGGGGGCUUCAUCUGACACCGCCUGGUAUAGAGGUCCUGGAUGGCAGGAAGCUUGGCCCCAGUGAUGUACUGGGCCGUACGCACUAACCUCUGUAGUGCCUUGUGGUCGGAAGCUGAGCAGUUGCCAUACCAGGCGGUAAUGCAGCCAGUUAGGAUGCUCUCGAUGGAGCAGCUGUAGAACUUAUUGAGGAUCUGAUGACCCAUGCUAAAUCUUUUCAGUCUCCUGAGGGGGAAUAGGCUUUGUCGUGCCUUCUUCAUGACUGUCUUGGUGUGUUUGGACCAUGUUAGUUUGUUGGUGACACCAAGGAACUUGAGUACAGGAGGGGACUGAGCACGCACCCCUGAGGGGCCCCUGUGUUGAGGAUCAGAUUGGCAGAUAUGUUGUUACCUACCCUUACCACCUGGGGGUGGCCCGUCAGGAAGUCCAGGAUCCAGUUGCAGAGGGAGGUGUUUAGUCCCAGGGUCCUUAGCUUAGUGGUGAGCUUUGAGACCAUUAUGGUAUUGAUCGCUGAGCUGUAGUCAAUGAAAAGCAUUCUCACGUAGGUGUUCAUUUUGUCCAGGUGGGAAAGGACAGUGUGGAGUGCAAUGGAGAUUGCAUCAUCUGUGGAUCUGUUGGGAAGGUAUGCAAAUUGGAGUGGGUCUAGGGUUUCUGGGAUAAUGGUGUUGAUGUGAGCCAUGACCAGCCUUUCAAAGAACUUCAUGGCUACAGACGUGAGUGCUAUGGGUCGGUAGUCAUUUAGGCAGGUUACCUUAGUGUUCUUGGGCACAGGGACUAUGGUGGUCUGCUUGACACAUGCUGGUAUUACAGUUUCAGUCAGGGACAGGUUGAAAAUGUCAGUGAAGACACUUUCCAAUUGGUCAGUGCAUGCUCAGAGUACACGUCCUGGUAAUCCGUCUGGCCCUGCGGCCUUGUUAAUGUUGACCUAAUUAAAGGUCUUACUCUCAUCGACUACGGAGAGCGUGAUCACACAGUCGUCCGGAACAGCUGAUGUGCUCAUGCAUGCUUCAGUGUUGCUUUUCUCGAAGCGAGCAUAGAUGUAAUUUAGCUCGUCUGGUACGCUCGUGUCACUGGGCAGCUCGCAGCUGUGCUUCCCUUUGUAGUCUGUCAUAGUUUGCAAGACCUGCCACAUCCGACGAGUGUCGGAGCCGGUGUAGUACGAUUCAAUCUUAGUCCUGUAUUGAAGUUUUUCCUGUUUGAUGGUUCGUCGGAGGGCAUAGCUCAUUGAAGCUGCAGCUCUACCUUUUACCUCAGUGCGUAUGUUGCCUGUAAUCCAUGGCUUCUGGUUGGGAUAUGUACGUAUGGUCACUGUGGGGACGACGUCAUCAAUGCACUUAUUGAUGAAGCCAGUGACUGAUGUGGUGUACUCCUCAAUGCCAUCGGAAGAAUCCCGGACCAUAUUCCAGUCUGUGCUUGCAAAAUAGUCCUGUAGCUUAGCAUCUGCGUCAUCUGACCACUUCUUUAUUGACCGAGUCAUCGGUGCUUCCUGCUUUAGUUUUUGCUUGUAAGCAGGAAUCAGGAGGAUAGAGUUAUGGUCAGAUUUGGCAAAUGGAGGGUGAGGGAGAGCUUUGUACACUUCUCUGUGUGUGGCGUAAAAGUGGUCUAGAGUUUUUUCUCCCUCUGGAUGCACAUUUAACAUGCUGGUAGAAAUGAGGUAAAACAGAUUUAAGUUUCCCUGCAUUAAAGUCCCCGGCCACUAGGAACGCCGCCUCUGGAUGAGCGUUUUCCUGUUUGCUUAUGGCCUUAUACAGCUCAUUGAGUGCGGCCUUAGUGCCAGCAUCGGUUUGUGAUGGUAAAUAGACAGCUACAAAAAAUAUAGAUGAAAACUCUCUUGGUAAAUAGUGUGUUCUACAGCUUAUCAAGAGAUACUCUACCUCAGGCGAGCAAAACCUAGAGACUUUCUUAAUAUUACAUUUCAUGCACAAGCUGUUGUUUACAAAAAUACACAGACCGCCACCCCUUGUCUUACCGAAGGCAGCUGUUCUAUCUUGCCGAUGCAGUGUAUAUCCCGUCAGAUGUAUGUUAUCUAUGUCGUCAUUCAGCCACGACUCGGUGAAACAUAAGAUAUUACAGUUUUUAAUAUCCCGUUGGUAGGAUAACCGUGAUCGUAGUUACUUUAUUUUGUUAUCAUAUGAUUGUACGUUGGCUAAUAGGACUGAUGGAAGAGGAAGAUUACCCACUCGCCAUCGGAUCCUUACAAGCCACCCCGACCUACAGUACGUCCCCGAUAUCUCUGUCUCUUUCUCAUGCGAAUGACAGGGAUUUGGGCCUUGUCGGAUGUCUGAAGAAAAUCCUUUGCGUCCGACUCUUAAAAUCUUCGUCCAGUAUGAGGUGAGUAAUUGCUGUCCUGAUAUCCAGAAGCUCUUUUCGGUCAUAAGAGAAGGUGGAAGAAACAUUAUGUACAAAAUAAGUGACAAACAACACAUAAAAAAACACACCAUCUCCUCCGGCACCAUUCCAAUUAGCAUGCACCCAUUAAGAAAAUGACUGUAAAAACGGAUUAAUCCCCUUCGAUUGAUGAGGAAUUCAAAAAUUGUAUGGUUGAGAGCGAUGAGGCAAAAGGUAUGGCAAAUGGGUCUGGCAGCACAACCGAUUGGCAAACGUACUGCAAAUUGAGAAAUCAUGUGACUAAACUAAAUAAAAUGAAGAAGAAACUAUACUAUGAAACAAAAAUAAAUGAUAUAAAGACUGUAGGUAAAAAGCUUUGGAGCACCUUAAAUGAAAUUCUGGACAAAAAGGCACACUUUGCUCCAUCAUUCAUUGAAUCAGAUGGCUCAUUCAUCACAAAACCCACUGAUUUUGCCAACUACUUUAAUUAUUUUGUUCAUUGGCAAGAUUAGCAAACUUAGGCAUGACAUGCCGGCAACAAACGCUGACACUACACAUCCAACUAUAUUUGACCAAAUUAUGAAAUACUUGUAAUUUUGAAUUCCGUAAAGUGAAUGUGGAAGAGGUGAAAAAAUCAUUGUUGUCUAUCAACAAUGACAAGCCACCGGGGUCUGACAACUUGGAUGGAAAAUUACUGAGGACAAUAGCAGACGAUAUUGCCACUCCUAUUUGCCAUAUCGUCAAUUUAAGCCUACUAGAAAGUGUGUGUCCUCAGGCCUGGAGGGAAGCAAAAGUAAUUCCGCUACCUAAGAAUAGUAAUGCCCCCUUUACUGGCUCAAAUAGCCAACCAAUCAGCCUGUUACCAGCCCUUCGUGAACUUGGUGUUAGAGCAGAUGCAAUGCUAUAUUACAGUAAACAAAUUGACAACAGUCUUUCAGCACGCUUAUAGGGAAGAACAUUCAACAAGUACAGCACUUACACAAAUUACUGAUGAUUGGCUGAGAGAAAUUGAUGAUAAAAACAUUGUAAAACGUAUGUGUUAUGGCUUUACACCCCCUGCUAUAUUGUGGAGGGUGUUCUUUAAUGGAAGCCUCUCAAACAUAUUCCAGGUAGAGUCAGGAAUUCCCCAGGGCAGCUGUCUUGGUGCCUUACUUUUUUCAAUCUUUACUAAUGACAUUCCACUGGCUUUGAGUAAAGCCAGUGUGUCUAUGUAUGCGAAGAGCUGCAGUUAGUUUCAGAAUGGGUGGCAAGAAAUAAGUUAGUCCUAAAUAUUUCAAAAACUAAAAGCAUUGUAUUUGGGACGAAUCAUUCACUAAACCCUAAACCUCAACUAAAUAUUGUAAUGAAUAAUGUGGAAAUUGAGCAAGUUCAGGUGUCUAAACUGAUUGGAGUAGCCCUGGAUUGUAAACUGUCAUGGUCAAAACAUAUUGAUAAAACAGUAGCUAAGAUGGGGAGAAGUCUGUCCAUAAUAACGCGCUGCUCUGCCUUUUUAACAACACUAUCAACAAGGCAGGUCCUACAGGCCCUAGUUUUGUCGUAACCUGGACUACUGUUCCUGUGGUCAGGUGCCACAAAGAGGGACUUUACAAUUGGCUCAGAGCAGGGCAGAACGGCUGGCCCUUAAAAGUACACGGGAAGCUAAAAUUAAUGAUAUGCAUGUCAAUCUCUCAUGGCUCAAAGUGGAGGAGAGAUUGACUUCAUCACUAAUUGUUUUUGUAAGAAGUGUUGACAAGCUGAAUUUACCGAGUUGUCUGUUUAAAUUACUAGCACACAACUCGGAUACCCAUGCAUACCCCACAAGACAUGCAACCAGAGGUCUCUUCACAAUCCCCAAGUCCAGAACAGACUAUGGGAGGCACACAGUACUACAUAGAGUCAUGGAACUCUAUUCCACAUCAGGUAACUAAUGCAAGCAGUAUAAUCAUAUUUUUAAAACAGGUAGAAAUACACCUUAUGGAACAGCGGGGACUGUUAAGAGACACACACACAGGCACAAACACAUGCAUACAAACACACAAUAACAUACGCACUAUACAAAAUAUAUAAUAUGUAUAACUGCCUUAAUUUUGCUGGACACCAGGAAGAGUAACUGCUGCCUUGGCAGCAGCUAAUGGGGAUCAAUAAUAAAUACAAAUACAAAUACACUUUGUAUUGCAGAUAUGUAGUAGUGUAAUAAUGUUACAGUGCAUUCUGAAAGUAUUCAGAUCCCUUCAUUUUUCCCACAUUUGUUACGUUACAGCCUUAUUCUAAAAUUGAUAAAAUACUUAUUUUCCACAUCAAUCUACAUAACCCAUUAUGACAAAGCAAAAACAGGUUUUUGGAAAUUUGGGGAAAUGUAUUAAAAAUGUAAAACAGAAAUACCUUAUUUACAUAAGUAUUCAGACCUUUUGCUAUGAGACUCGAAAUUGAGCUCAGGUGGAUCCUGUUUCCAUUGAUUAUCCUUGAGAUGUUUCUACAACUUGAUUGGAGUCCACCUGUGGUAAAUUCAAUUGAUUGGACAUGACAUGGAAAGGCACUCACCUGACUAUAUAGAAGAAUGGCGCCGGAGAAGUUGGCUGCCGUUUUACAGCCCUCUAACCAAUUCUACUAUUAUGUGUGUUUUUCCGUGUUAUUUGUAAUUUAUUUUGUACAUAAUGUUUCUGCCAUCAUCUCUUAUAACCAAAAAGAGCUUCUGGAUAUCAGGACAGCGAUUACUCACCUCGUAUUGGACGAAGAUUUUUUUUCAACGAGGCGGCCGCAAAGGAUAUCCUACAGACACCCGACAAGGCCCAAAUCCCCGUCAUUUGCAUGAGAAAGAGACGGAGAUAUCGUGGACGUAGGUCGGGGUGCCUUGUAAGGAUCCGACGGCGAGCGAGUAAACUGCCUCUCCCAUUAAUCCUAUUAGCCAAUCUUCAAUCAUUUGAGAAUAAAUUGGAUGACCUAAGAUUACGGUUAUCCUACCAACGGGACAUAAAAAACUGUAAUAUCUUAUGUUUCACCGAGUCGUGGCUGAACGACGACAUGGACAACAUACAGCUAGUGGGCUAUACGCUACAUCGGCAGGAUAGAACGGCUGACUCCGGUAAGACAAGGGGUGGCGGUCUGUGUAUAUUUGUAAACAACAGCUGGUGCACAAAAUCAAAUACUAAGGAAGUCUCUAGGUUUUGCUCGCCUGAGGUAGAGCAUCUUAUGAUAAGCUGUAGACCACACUAUUUACCAAGAGAGUUUUCAUCUAUAUUUUUCAUAGCUGUCUAUUUACCACCACAAACCAAUGCUGGCAUUAAGAUUGCACUGAAUGAGCUGUAUAAGGCCAUAAGUGAACAGGAAAACGCUCAUCCAGAGGCAGCGCUCCUAGUGGCCGGGGACUUUAAUGCAGGGAAACUUAAAUCCGUUCUACCUCAUUUCUACCAGCAUGUUAAAUGUGCAACCAGAGGGAAAAAAACUCUAGACCACCUUUACUCCACACACAGAGACACACACAAAGCUCUCCCUCGCCCUCCAUUAGGCAAAUCUGACCAUAACUCUAUCCUCCUGAUUCCUGCUUAUAAGCAAAAACUAAAGCAGGAAGCACCAGUGACUCGGUUAAUAAAAAAGUGGUCAGAUGACGCAGAUGCUAAGCUACAGGACUGUUUUGCUAGCACAGACUGGAACAUGUUCCGGGAUUCUUCAGAUAGCAUUGAGGAGUACACCACAUCAGUCACUGGCUUCAUCAAUAAGUGCAUUGAUGAUGUCGUCCCCACAGUGACCGUACGUACAUACCCCAACCAGAAGCCAUGGAUUACAGGAAACAUCCGCACUGAGCUAAAGGGUAGAGCUGCCGCUUUCAAGGAGCGGGACUCUAACCCGGACGCUUAUAAGAAAUCCCGCUAUGCCCUCCGACGAACCAUCAAACAGGCAAAGAGUCAAUACAGGACUAAGAUUGAAUCGUACUACACUGGCUCUGACGCUCGUCGGAUGUGGCAGGGCUUGAAAACUAUUACAGACUACAAAGGGAAGCACAGCCGCGAGCUUCCCAGUGACACAAGCCUACCAGACGAGCUAAACCACUUCUAUGCUCGCUUCGAGGCAAGCAACACUGAAGCAUACAUGAGAGCACCAGCUGUUCCGGAUGACUAUGUGAUCACGCUCUCCGUAGCCGAUGUGAGUAAGACUUUUAAGCAGGUCAACAUUCACAAGGCAGCAGGGCCAGACGGAUUACCAGGACGUGUACUCCGAGCAUGUGCUGACCAACUGGCAAGUGUCUUCACUGACAUUUUCAACAUGUCCCUGACUGAGUCUGUAAUACCAACAUGUUUCCAGCAGACCACCAUAGUCCCUGUGCCCAAGGACACUAAGAUAACCUGCCUAAAUGACUACCGACCCGUAGCACUGACGUCUGUAGCCAUGAAGUGUUUGAAAGCCUGGUCAUGGCUCACAUCAACACCAUUAUCCCAGAAACCCUAGACCCACUCCAAUUUGCAUACCGCCCCAACAGAUCCACAGAUGAUGCAAUCUCUAUUGCACUCCACACUGCCCUUUCCCACCUGGACAAGAGGAACACCUACGUGAGAAUGAUAUUCAUUGACUACAGCUCAGCAUUCAACACCAUAAUGCCCUCAAAGCUCAUCACUAAGCUAAGGAUCGUUGGACUAAACACCUCCCUCUGCAACUGGAUCCUGGACUUCCUGACUGGCCGCCCCAAGGUGGUAAGGGUAGGUAACAACACAUCUGCCACACUGAUCCACAACACGGGGGCCCCUCAGGGGUGCAUGCUCAGUCCCCUCCUGUAGUCCCUGUUCACCCAUGACUGCAUGGCCAGGCACGACUCCAACACCAUCAUUAAGUUUGCAGACGACACAACAGUGGUAGACCUGAUUACCGACAACGAUGAGACAGCCUAUAGGGAGGAGGUCAGAGACCUGGCCGUGUGGUGCCAGGAUAACAACCUCUCCCUCAAAGUGACCAAGACAAAGGAGAUGAUUGUGGACUACAGGAAAAAAAAGAGGACUGAGCACGCCCCCAUUCUCAUCGACGGGGCUGUAGUGGAACAGGUUGAGAGCUUCAAGUUCCUUGGUGUCCACAUCACCAACAAACUAUCAUGGUCCAAACACACCAAGACAGUCGUGAAGAGGGCACGACAAAGCCUAUUCCUCCUCAGGAGACUGAAAAGAUUUGGCAUGGGUCCUCAGAUUCUCAAAAAAUCUACAGCUGCACCAUUGAGAGCAUCCUGGCUGGUUGCAUCACCGCCUGGUAUGGCAACUGCUUGGCCUCCGACCGCAAGGCACUACAGAGGGUAGUGCGUACAGCCCAGUACAUCACUGGGGCCAAGCUUCCUUCCAUCCAGGACCUCUAUACCAGGCGGUGUCAGAGGAAGGCCCUAAAAAUUGUCAAAGACUCCAGCCACCCUAGUCAUAGACUGUUCUCUCUGCUACAGCACGGCAAGCGGUACCGGAGUGCCAAGUCUAGGUCCAAAAGACUUCUCAACAGCUUCUACCCCCAAGCCAUAAGACUCCUGAACAGCUAAUCAUGGCUACCCGGACUAUUUGCACUGCCUCCCACCCCAUCCUUUUUACGCUGCUGCUACUCUGUUAAUUAUUUAUGUAUAGUCACUUUAACUCUACCCACAUGUACAUAUUACUUCAACUACCUCAACUAGCCGUUGCCCCCGCACAUUGACUCUUCACCGGUACCCCCCUGUAUAUAAAGCCUCCCUACUGUUAUUUUAUUUUACUUCUGCUCUUUUUUUCUCAACACUUUUUUGUUGUUUUAUUUUACUUUUUUAUAAAAAAUAAAUGCACUGUUGGUUAAGGGCUAUAAUUAAGCAUUUCACUGUAAUGUCUGCACCUGUUGUAUUCAGCGCAUGUGGCCAAUAAAAUCUGAUUUGAUUUGAUUUUGAUUUGAUAUAAGGUCCCAGAGCAAAUACCAAGCCAUGAAGUCGAAAGAAUUGUCCGUAGAGCUCCGAGACAGUAUUGUGUCGAGGCACAGAUCUGGGGAAGGGUACCAGAACAUGUCUGCAGCAUUGAAGGUCCCCAAGAACACAUUGGCCUCAAUUUUUAAAUGGAAGAAGUUUGGAACCACCAACAAUCUUCCUAGUGCUGGCAGCCUGGCCAAACUAAGCAAUCGGGGGAGAAGGGCUUUGGUAAGGGAGGUGACCAAGAAUCUGAUGGUCACUCUGACAGAGCUCCAGAGUUCCUCUGUGGAGAUAGGAGAACCUUCCAGAAAGACAACCAUCUCUGCAGCACUCCACCUAUCAGGCCUUUAUGGUAGAGUGACCAGACGGAAGCCAUUCCUCAGUAAAAGGCACAUGACAGCCCGCUUUGAGUUUGCCAAACGGCACCUAAAGGACUCUCAGACCAUGAGAAACAAGAUUCUCUGGUCUGAUGAAACCAAGAUUCAACUCUUUGGCCUGAAUGCCAAGUGUCACGUCUGCAGGAAACCUGGCACCAUCCCUACGGUGAAGCAUGGUGGUGGCAGCAACAUGCUGUGGGGAUGUUUUUCAGUGGCAGGGACUGGGAGACCAGUCAGGAUCAAGGGAAAGAUGAACGGAGCAAAGUACAGAGAGAUCCUUGAUGGAAACCUGCUCCAGAGCGCUCAGGACCUCAGACUGGGGUGAAGUUUGACCUUCCAACAGGACAACGACCCUAAGCACACAGCCAAGACAACGUAGGAGUGGCUUCGGGACAAGUCUCUGAAUGUCCUUGAGUGGCCCAGCCAGAGCCCGGACUUGAACCCGAUCGAACAUCUCUGGAGAGACCUGAAAAUAGCUGGGCAGCGAUGCUCCCCAUCCAACCUGACAGAGCUUGAAAGGAUCUGCAGAGAAGAAUGGGAGAAACUCCCCAAAUACAGGUGUGCCAAGCUUGUAGUGUCAUACCCAGGAAGACUCGAGGCUAUAAUCGCUGCCAAAGGUGCUUCAACAAAGUACUGAGUAAAGGGUCUGAAUACUUAUAUAAAUGUAAUAUUUCCGUUUUUUGUUUGUAAAUUUUUUCAAAGAUGUCUAAAAACCUGUUUUUGCUUUGUCAUUGUGCGGUAUUGUUUGUAGAUUGAUGAGGAACAAGGCAGUAAAGGCAGUUAGAAUAAGGCAGUAAAGUAACAAAAUGUGGAAAAAGUGAAGGGGUCUGAAUACUUUCUGAAUGCACUGUAUAUGAUGUACUGUUUUAUCUUUUGUUUUAUAUGAAAUGUAAGUGCCUUAAUGUGUUUGGACCCCAGGAAGAGUAGAUGCUGCCUUGGCAACAGCUAAUGGGGAUUCUUAAUAAACACAAAUACACUCCCACCAGGCCAGAGCGGCGUCCAGCUACUGGAGUAGAAGAGACAGAGAAAGUAGGUGGGCGUUGAUUCCCAUGUAGCAUGUGUUAGUUCGCUACUGAUUUGCUAAGAGUAGCCACUUCGCCCCUGUAGUCCUCUGCAAGCAAACAGUUGCUACAUUGAAAAUCCGGACGGUCCACAUUGUCCCGGAAUAGAGCAAAAUAAACACAGCUCCUGCAGCGUUGAAAACAUUAGUUAGUGACCUCCAUUUGAAACUACAGACUAGCUUGGCUAGCUAGGCUAGCUGGGCUUCCAUGUCUCUCUUCUUGACAGGAAUUUACUAAAAGUUUGCUAUAAGCUACAAUGUGUUCACAAUUACAGCCCGCACCCCGCCUCCCGAAGGCGAGUGAAAUGGCAUAUACACAAGCAACACACACCCGAGUCACACACCAGUAUGUCAAACAGAGAGAAAGCGGAGGACUUGUUCACUUGAUUUAAAAUUGCUACAUGUUCUCUGCGCCCUAUGGCUUAAUCUGUAGAAUUGCAAGAAAUUAGCAAGAAAAACUCGCUUUGGGCCCCCAAAAGGCUAGGAAUGGCUCUGAACGUAAGUCUCUGGUGAGAGUUUGAAGUAUAAAGUGAUAACAGAUAAGUGACUAUUAAAACCAUGUACAGUAUGUAUGGGCGGCAGGUAGCUUAGUGGUUAAGAGCGUUGUGCCAGUAACCGAAAGGUCGCUGGUUCAAAUCCCCGAGCCGACUAGGUGAAAAUCUGGCGAUGUGCCCUUGAGCAAGGCACUUAACCCUAAUUGCUCCUGUAAGUCGCUCUGGAUAAGAGCAUCUGCUAAAUGACUAAAAUUUAAUGUAUCAGGCUUGUGGUCAGUUCUAUCUCAAGUCAGUCAAUUCACAAAGUAAACUGAAAUUCCAAUUCUAAUAAAAAAUUAUCUUCAUCAUUACAAUAGGAAUUUCAGUUCUUGAAUUGAUUUAAUUCAGAUGAAAUUGACACCACACCCUGGUAAGUAUGUAGAACUAUUCUAAAAUUCACAACAGGAGCACACAUGCGUUGUCAUGGUUCUAGUGUUAUUACACAUAGUAACCAGAAGGGGGCAGGAUAGACCAAACUGGCCUAUGAUGGAACCACCUCCACGCAAUUCCCAGGAGACACCACCCCUGUGUGAUCCAGUAGCUGAAGAGAUCAGUGAUACCGGAUAGGUGAGACACAGACAGACAGUUGGCAUGUGUAUAUUGAACUAAGUCCCAUGUUGCUCAGUUGGUAGAGCAUGGUGUUUGCAACGCCAGGGUUGUGGGUUUGAUUCCCACGGGGAAUAGGAUUUUUUUUUACAUACCCUGUUACAGAGGUCCCUUGUUACUUUUGUCCCCACUCUCCCCUAUAGUCCCAACAAGAUGUGCUUCUUUCCAUAGCAGAGUCAGCUGAGGGACUAGCCCGGUCACUGAUCCAGGCUAGGGUUAGGGGAGACUGGGGUUGGCUGUUACAUCCUGUGGUCAUGUGUUUGUGUAAAGGGAGGGGAUGAGGUGUGUCCGGGUCCACGUCCACCCCAUUCUCACAUUCAGGGCGGCGAGCCGUGCCGAGCUCCCAGUAUUUUCACAGAUGGAGGCUGGGUAAAGGUAAAUACCCGGGCCCUAUAUCGCAGUAAUCCCAAAACGCCCAGUGUGUCUGCGUCUGACAUCGUGGAGAGGGGUACACACAGACAGUACACGCACGCACGCACACACACACACACAGAGAGAGAAACACUACUGACUUCAUAAUUAGUGUAUCCUGGUGUGUGAAUGUGUUAGUUUUUUUAAUCGCUUUGGUACUAUUUUCACAAGUAUGUGGGGAAUUUCAAAAACUUAGUGCAAAACUCCAAACUGGUAACACUUGUAAUGUAGCAUUCAAAACCUUUGCAUGCAAAAAUCAUUGCAUGCCUCAUCCAUGGCCUGAAGGAGGGUGGUAAGCUAAUGGGGAUGACAAUCAUACAUCUUCCACAUAUAUUGUAAUUGUGUAUUGCAGGGAUCUGUAGCUCAAUUGGUAGAGCAUGGCACUUGUAACGCCAGGGUAGUGGGUUUGAUCCCCGGGACCACCCACACGUAAAAAUGUAUGCACACGUGACUGUAAGUUGCUUUGGAUAAAAGCGUCUGCUAAAUGGCAUAUUAUUAUCAACUACAUUCCGUUUUUUGAUGGUCGGGGGGGGGGACGGACGACAUAAUUACAAAUAAUUUGUAGACUGCAAAUUGAUCGCAAGAAGCACAAACAGAUUUAACAUUUGACUAAAGCGUAAUAAUUUCAAACCUUGCUUACAUUUGUAAAUGAUCACGUCUCUCUAUUAUGUGUGAGAAUACCUUGGAACAGAUUUCCCAAAUUAAAAUCACUUGGAGCUGAUUUCCUGGUGUUUGUACAGUGUUGCAUGUCCAACAAUAAAACAUAUAUAUAUGUUUUUACUUGGGGGGCCAAAUAAAACCACAUUUGGCCCUUGGGCCACCAGUUGGGGAACCCUGGUGUAUUUUACAGUAUUGUAUUGUAGUUAUGUAUUGUAGUGGUCCUGUAUGAGGUUCAGUUCAUAAGAGCAUGGCACUAGCAACUUCAUUUUGGACCCAUGUUUACUGUACAGGGGAUGCAUUUCUUGCUUGUUUUGGGCUUUCUGAAUUCUAUAGGUUUACCAAACAUUUAAGUGAUCAUCAAUUAAGAGCAGUCGGAUUAAGUAAUAGUAAAAUGUAUUUUAACAAAAGAGAAAAUAAUCAUAUCUAAAGUAUCGUGAACAUUGUAUUGUGAAAGGCAAUUAUUUUAUAUGAACAUGUAUUGCAAUGUGAAAGAUGUAUUUCUAGAUACGUUUGGUGAAAAAGUGACUGUAUGAUUUUGUGAUUGUUUUGAAACAAGAAAACUUCCUUUUUGAUGAUCGGUUUUGAGUUUUGUACUAAGAUUUGUGAAAAUGUAACACAUACUUUAGCAAAUUGCACCAAAGCGAUAAAAAAACUAAGUGAGAACUAUGUAUGGGACAUACUGCUUAAAUGUGUAUAAAGUGUGUAUUGUAUGCUUGUGUUGGAGUUAAUGAAAUUGUAUGUGACAACUAUUAUUGUUAUUUGUGAAUAUGUUACAACGUUAUAGCUUUUAUUUCAUGUUCUGUACACUGUAAAGUGCAGAUGUGUAUGUCUGAUGCUGAUCUGUGUGUGUGUGUGUUUCAGAUGCUGGGGUGCGGUUGUGUGCUUCUCUCCUGUCUCCUGACGGUGACUCUGUUCCACUACAGUGUAGACAGCCUUCACCUCACCCAGGAGAGCCCAGAGGUGAGAUCAGGAUACUGUGUGUGUGUGUGUUAUAUGGGUUCACCUGGUCACACAUCAGUUCCAUGUAUCAAUAACUACUGUAUAACUGGGGGCAAGUGACCUGACCAGGAACAACCCCUGACCCUGACCCUGAACAUAAUAAUAUAAUAGAAUUGUAGAACUCUCCUAGCGCCUGCGUGGUCUAGACUUGGGUUCAAAUAGUAUCAAGCUGUGCUUCAUUGAGCUUGCGUGGUGCAAUGACACGCAUGGAAUAGUCCCAAAAGUGCAAACUAAGUCCAUCUGGCAUGCAGGCUUAAGCAAAACACUCAAGGUAUUUGAAAGAAGGCAAAUUCUAUUGGAACCCAGGUGUGGUGUGCUCCUCGUUCCCACCCCAGGAUAGUAAACUGGCUGAGGGGAGGAGCUCCCCCCUUCCCCUUAGCCCUUGAUCUUCGUUGUUUGCAGAUCUGUAAGGUAGAAGUAAUAUGGUGGAAGCGCCAUCAUUACACUGCUUAUAACUAUCCAGACCGUUCCGAUCUACAAACACUGAAGGGGUGAAGGGUUAGGGCCAAGGGGAAGGUGCAGGGAGCAACCUUGAUCCAGCUGAGUAAGUGCUGUUAGUGAGUGAGUGAGUGAGUGAGUGAGUGAGUGAGUGGGGUCACUCACGCACGCAGAGUGAGGGAGGUCCAGGCUGAAGAGUUGGGGAAGGUAUCUGCAUGGCCACGGCCGGUGGUGGCUGUGUUUAUUCUGGCUUUCCUCGGGAUGGUCAGAAAUGCUUCUCUCCCUGAUCUGAUUAUGUGGAACGAAAUGGCGAGAUGACGGUCUGUCAUCGCCGCUGUGGCGCUGCCUGGGCUGAGCUAUAAAUACCACCCGCCGCUGUUCCCAGGAGAGGCAGAAACAACAGCCACGUCAGAGAGGGACAAGGGAGGGGGAACACUGGGACAUUCUGUCUGUCUAUAUAUCUGUCUGUCUGCCUUCUUGGCUCCCUGUCUGUCUGUCUGUUUGCCUGCUUAGCUAUCUGUCUGUCAACAUGCUAGCAUAUACUAUAGACUUCCAGUCAUUGCGCUAAUUCUAGUUAGCAAUUGCGCUAGCGCUAGUUGGCAACUUACUUCAAACUGCACACAGAGACAUAAACAUGGUAUCCACAAGUUCAUCUGACUCUGGGGAAGUAGAUAAAAUCCUUAAGUAUCCCUUUAAGUAUACCACAAAGAAAAAAAUUGUGUGACAGCUAACGCUAAUGAGAGCAUUAUCUUGGCUAACCAUCCACUUUGACCUUGUGGUAGAAGUUCCUUUAGACCUCAUUAUGUUCUCCCAUUGUUGACUUCCAACCUAGUAUUAGAAGUUCCUAUUGACUUUCUGUGUUUUCCCGUUGUUGUUUUUGUUGUAGUACCUGGACCCGGUGGUUCAGGAGGAGUCAGGCCUGCAGGCCCGGUCCAGUGAGCAAAAAGCAGCAGGGGCUUUGACGGCCAAGUUGCUACUACUUGACCACCUGGACCGCCUGGAGAAUGACGUCAUCGAUACCAAGAUGAAGAGGAGCUUCCCAGGGUCCAACACUCCACUGGACCGCCUCUCCAUCAGCACCAUGGACCCUAAGGGCUCCAAGCAGAGGUAGGUACUAACCACUUAGAGAGAGAGACUACUUUUGAUGCUAUUUAUUGAGACAUCAUCAGUGAAGCACUUCCAUACUCCACCCUGAUGCACACACAUGAACAGUCAUACACACAUAUACUUAUUGGGGCAGUUUCCCGGGACACAGAAUAUUAAUGGGGCAUUCACAUGCUUGUGGGAAGUUGGAAACUGGGAAGAUGGAAGUCAUGAUUCUGCUCAAGUGGUUUUGAAGUCGGAACAAUUCUUCAACCAAUAACAUUUUAGCUAGCUUGCUUAAAAUUGACAAUAGUCAAACUAGAUACAUGAUCCAUAUUGAUUUGAUUUGUUGUCAUCUUUUGGUUGAAAAGAUGAAAGGUCACUGGUGAAACGUCAAAGCGCGGCAACUCAGGUAAAAGCAUUUUCUCUGAGUUUCCCACCUGUAAUUAUGACUUGGAGGGUCGUUCAAGUGAAACUUUCCAGUCGGAACUACAAACCUCUGAUGACUCCGAUAGCAUGUGAACGCUCCAUUAGCCUAAUCCUGGAAAGCAUUUUCAAUAGAGAUUCUCCAUUGAACCUGCUUUUUAGUCCAGGGCUAGGCUUAAUCUGUGUCUAGGAAACUGCCCCUUGACUGCUAUGAGGGAUAAUGCCAUCCUAUCGUGGCGUUUUUGUAACAUACUAAGUGCACAGCAGACAGAGAAAAACAACAUGAAUGUCAACCUAUCUGAAUCAACUUUAAGUGAAUUACAUCAUCAAGUCAGCCGGUCCACAAUGGCCCAAAAUCUCAUUAGCAAGAUGCAUAAAUAGAACAUUAACAGUUCAUUGUCUUGGAUCUCUCUGUUAGAAGGUCUGCUUUUCCUAAAUGAGGAAAGACAUAUACAUCUCUUCUCAACUCUUACUUAUUACUUAACAACAUUACAUCUAUCAUACCUUAUCUUUCUAUCGUAGCCCAAACACUGGCCAUUUUGAUUGGCCGAGGGUCAAAACACUGGCCACUUUUUUAAUUGGCUGUAGCCUACACACAGGCAGCUUUGAUUGAUUGAAGGUCAAACAAUUUGGGAUUUUCAACACAUUAAUGUUUCUUAUAAAAAGAAGAAGUGAUGCAGUCAGUCUCUCCUCAACUCUUAGCCAAGAGAGACUGGCAUGCAUAGUAUUUAUAUCAGCCCUCUGAUUACAAUGAAGAGCAAGACGUGCCGCUCUGUUUUGGGCCAGCUGCAGCUUAACUAGGUCUUUCCUUGCAGCACUGGACCACACGACUGGGCAAUAAUCAAGAUGAGACAAAACUAGAGCCUGCAGAACUUGCUUUUUGGAGUGUGGUGUCAAAAAAGCAGAGCAUCUCUUUAUUACGGACAGACCUCUCCCCAUCUUUACAACCAUUUAAUCUAUAUGUUUUGACCAUGAUAGUUUACAAUCGAAGGUAACGCCAAGUCAUUUAGUCUCCUCAACUUGUUCAACAGCCACACCAUUCAUUACCAGAUUCAGCUGAGGUCUAGAACUUAGGGAAUGAUUUGUACCAAAUACAAUGCUCUUAGUUUUAGAGAUGUUCAGGACCAGUUUAUUAGUGGCCACCCAUUCCAAAACAGACUGCAACUCUUUGUUAAGGGUUUCGGUGACUUCAUUAGCUGUGGUUGCUGAUGCGUAUAUGGUUCAAUCAUCAGCAUACAUGGACACACAUGCUUUGUUUAAUGCCAGUGGCAGGUCAUUGGUAAAAAUAGAAAAGAGUAGAGGGCCUAGAGAGCUGCCCUGUGGUACACCACACUUUGGCAUUAGAGAAGCUUCCAUUAAAGAAAGCUCUUUGAGUUAUAUUAGAUAGAUAGCUCUGAAUCCACGAUAUGGUAGAGGUUGAAAAGCCAUAACACAUACGUUUUUUCAACAACAGGUUAUGGUCAAUAAUAUCAAAGGCUGCACAGAAAUAUAACAGUACAGCUCCUAAAAUCUUAUUAUUAUCAAUUUCUUUCACAGAGAAAUAGCAUUGUAUUUGGUCAAACACCAUUUUUUCCAACAGUUUGCUAAGAGCUGGCAGCAAGCUUAUAGGUCUACUGUUAGAACCAGUAAAGGCCGCUUCACCAUUCUUGGGUAGCGGAAUUACUUUGGCUUCCCUCCAGUCCUGAGGACAAAGACUUUCCUCUAGGCUCAGAUUAAAGAUAUGACAGAGAGGAGUGGCUACAGAGUCAGCUACCAUCCUCAGUAGUUUUCCAUCUAAGUUGUUAAUGCCAGGAGGUUUGUCUUUAUUGAUCGAUAACAAACAAUUUUCCACCUCUCCCACACUAACUUUACAAAAUUCUAACUUGCAAUGCUUUUCUUUCAUUAUUUGUUUUUUUUAUGCAUGAAUACGAUGGCUCACUGUUCAUUGUUGGUAUUUCCUGCCUAAGUUUGCCAUCAGGUGCUCAUGUCAGAUGACAACCGUUGUCAUAACAGAGGUAGCAGGUUGCAUUAUGACUGUACUGAUGUAAGUAGCAGGUUGCAUUAUGACUGCAACCUUCCUAUUUCAGUGCAUGGUAGACUAAAUGUCAAAGGGAAACAACACUGUCAUAUGCAUUUAAUAGUGAAGUAUUCAAUUAGAAUGAAAAAACAACGUCAUUGUCCACUCAAUGUGAACAUUUGGCUUCAGCUUCACCACAUAAAAUAGACAUUAAAAAAGUUUAUUUACCAGGUCAUGCAAUGUAAUGUAAUCACAUUUUUUGCCAAGAGUGUGAUUCAGUAAACACAAAUAAAGCUGAUUUGAAAUCCAUUUUCAAUUUGCAAGUUUAUUCAAAUUAGAUUGACGAUAAAUUUAAAUAAUGUUCUAAAUGGAAUAUUCAUAUGUAAAAUAUCCACUAGGAUUAGACUGUUACACAUACAGCCAGUUUCCCAGACACAGAUUAAGUUCAGUCCAGGACUGAAAAGCAUUCUCAAUGGAGAUUCUCCAUUCAAAGAGCUUUUUAGUCUAGGACCAGGUUUAGUUAAUCUGUAUCUGGGAAACACCCGGCCCAUAGGAUAAGUGAAAGGUAAAUGGUGACGGUUUAUUUCCUCCAUCUCCCCCAACAGGAAAGUUGUUGAACUGCCACGGAGGCGAGUGAGUGUUCCUAUUGACCGGAUCGGAGUGGGCCGUCUACCUAGCGGCCGAGGGUAAACCCUCCCCCCAUCCACCCAUCCCCUUACCUGGACAGGUAAAGGACAAACCCACAGAGGUGUACACAGGGUCAUGUUCAUUAGGGCAUGCAACAGUUUUAAAAUGUAAAUGUAAAUGUAAAUGUAUUGCAACAGAAAAAAUAGGGUUUCUUAAUGGACAAGCCUUGGUAGUCCCUCCCUGUUUCAAUCUGUUUCCUUCCGUUUGGUGCCUAAUGAACACGACCCAGUUUUACCGCACACCAUUAUAUACUGUACACUACAGUGUAAUGUGAAUGACUUACAACAUAGGGCCAUGUGACCUGACCAGGAACAACUCUGGGCCCUAAUAAUGGGCUAUAAGGAGGAGCAGGUCACAAGGUCAGGAAAAACAUGGCCAUUCUUAUAAAUAGUGUAGCUACAAAUAACUCUACAGUGGAUCAGAUCAGAAAUAACUUAUUCCUACAACAAUUUUUUAGAAGACAUGACAUUGAAGACCACCCAAGGUAAUCUGUGUCUAUUUUCUCAAUUUCUCACAGGGGAUUCCACCACAGGUAGAAGAUGCAUGGAAAGCACAUCAACACCCCACGACCACUCCUCUUGACCUACCAACCCCCACCUCACCCCCAUCAACCUACAUACAUACACUAUGGCACAAAUCACUUCCUCGUUAUAGUUCUAAUGUAAUGUAAGCUAUCCCCCCUUCCUCCCCACUUCUGUUCCCCAUACAGUGUGGGAACGUCCUACAAAAAGCACAUCACUACCAUAGAAACACACUUAUUUACCCAUAAUGCCUGUGGGCGCUUUUGCCUUUUUUGCUCGUUUGUAGUACACGCACACAUGGUCUGUCUGUUCACUUUGACUGAAGGCUGACUGGGUGGCAAUGGCCUUGACAUUAAAAACAGAUUAUAA
This is a messenger RNA of Coregonus sp. 'balchen', 32042 nucleotides long. Lineage: Eukaryota; Metazoa; Chordata; Actinopteri; Salmoniformes; Salmonidae. The record is from the annotation of a GenBank genome assembly.